AUGACUAUUUCUGCUGUUUCCUUUACAACUCAAAGUACUGAUACAAUCUACUGCAAGAAACCUGGCUGUGCGGACAUGAUUCAAGAUGCAGCAAGCCAAGGCUUGAAAUUUGUUGGAAUUAUACCUCAGUACCAUUCCCAAAAGAACUGCCUUGUCAGCUCCUCUCUGACACCUGCCAGUAACAACUCUGUGCAAUCCAGAGAUAAUAAAAAUGUUUCAAAUUGCCCUGAGGAUCAUGCUUCGCUGGAUGGCAAGAAAAUAGAUGGCAUUAAUGGAUGCAGUACUCCAGCACCAGGUGAGGGGAAUGCUGACCAACGUGCCACAUCCAGGGAAGGCAGGAAAGGUGAAGGACAAGCUGCUGAGGAGCCCAAUUGCAAGUCUGCAAAGGGCAGUGAAGAACAACAUGAGCACCCAGGUGGGAGAGAAGCGCCAGACACACAGAAUGGAAUUGCAGAGAAUGAAACGCCAGCACGAUGCUCAAAACCACUUACUGACAAGACAGAGAUCUUCACUCUCUUCAACAAGCCCAAAACCCCACAGAGAUGCAGCCAGUAUUACACGGUGACUAUCCCUAUGAGGAUCUCCAGGAAUGGGCAAACUGUCAACAGCUUAGAAGCAAAUUGGCUGGAGCAUAUGACAGAUCACUUCAGGAAAGGAGGCUCAUUGGUGAACGCCAUCUUCAGCCUUGGAAUGGUAAAUGAUUCCUUGCAUGGAAUAAUGGAUGGAGUAUUUCUCUUUGAAGAUGUUGCUGUGGAAGACAAUAAAACCAUGCAGGGCUAUGAUGCUAUUGUUGUAGAGCAGUGGACUGUACUGAAGGUAUAUGAGGAUAGUGAGUGUGUGGGCAAAUUUUCCCCAUUACUGGCAAAAAAUGUGCGGGUCCUCAGGCCUGGAAAAGUCAUUUGGACCAUAUAG
Meleagris gallopavo (turkey) is the source of this 912-nucleotide messenger RNA. The record is from RefSeq and is a predicted model, not a curated record. Lineage: Eukaryota; Metazoa; Chordata; Aves; Galliformes; Phasianidae.